UGGUUCAAGAUGUCGGACGAAACAGACUAUUCUUCCCUUCCACUCGAGGAUAGACUUGGUCACAAAGUUUGGAAAGUUAGACUUGAAGCAUAUGAAGAAAUUGCGAAACAAUUCGAAGGGUCGCGUAAUGAUAAAGAUGAAUGUUUCCAACGAUUUAAUAACCAACCAGGUGAAUGGAAGAGAAUUGUGACAGAUGCCAAUGUGGUAGCACAGGAAGCUGGGAUUUCCGCAUUGCUCAAGUUCUUGGAGCUUGGUGGCACUACCAAUAAUGUAUCAAAGCUUCGAAGUGCAGGAGUUGUGACUGCACUCUGUGAAAAGGGUUUAUCAUCGUCUAGAGCUGGGACAAAAGAUAAAACAAUUAAUUGUAUCUUGUUAUUUGUUGAGAUAUCCAAUGAAAUCGACGGCGUUAUCGAAGAUAUUUUGGCAAUUGUAGGAGCCAGACUUCCAAAAUUAGUGGCUGGAUGUGUCACUGCCCUUCAUACCAUUGUUGCAAACUUUGGAUGUCAAGUAGUCCCAGUAAAGUUAAUAAUACCAAAUUUACUGAAAUUAUUUGGACAUGCUGAUAGAAAUGUCAGAGCUGAAACUACAAAACUCAGUGUUGAAUUGUAUAAAUGGAUGAGAGAGGCAUUGGUAACAAUAUUAUUACCAGAAUUGAAGCCAGUUCAACAGAAGGAUCUUACCAAGGCGUUUGAAGCAGUACAAGGUGAACAGCCUUCUCAAUUGAGAUAUACUAGAAAGCAACAAGCUGAAAUUGCCCGUAGAGAAGAAGAAGCACGCGCAGCUGCGGCAGCAGCAGCAGCAGCAGCAAAACUUGAAGGAGAUUCAGGUGAUGUUGAAAUGGUUGAUGUUGAAGAUGGAGUCUUAGUAUCACACCUGGCACCAGAGUUCAAUCCAUUUGAUAUGAUGGAUCCAGUGGAAGUCUUAUCAAAAUUACCAUCAGACUUACAUUCCCGAAUCUCCUCAGCCAAAUGGAAGGAUAGAAAGGAAGUUUUGGAUGAAGUUCAUGCAAUUCUUGAAAAAUCAGUAAAAUUACAAUCAUCUGAUGAUUACUCUGAUUUAGUAAGAAUAUUCUCAAAAUGUAUGAAAGAUGCAAACGUUCAAGUGGUACAAUUGGCAGCUAAUUGUGUUGAAUUUUUAGCUAAGGGACUUCAAACUGGGUUUGCUCGUUAUCAACAUUUUGUAUUGGCACCAAUGCUUGAAAGAACAAAGGAGAAAAAGGCAUCCGUUGCCGAGGCACUUGCCAAUUCACUUGAUUCUAUAUUUGCUAGCUCAUCACUUAGCGAUAUAUUGGAAGAAACAAUCAAUGGGAUGAAACAUAAAACUCCACAAGUUAAGAUUGCAACCACAAAUUAUUUACAAAGAUGUCUUGCCCAAACGAAAACAGCCCCCAAGAGUUCUGAAAUAGAUUUGAUAAUGGAGACUGGGGUGAAAUUAUUGAGUGAUUCCCAAGAACCAGUGAGACAAGCAUCUACUGAAAUGAUUGGGACAUUGAUGAAGAUCACUGGUCCAAGAGAAUUGAAUUCAUUUUUAGAAAAAGUUGAUGAUAAUCGUAAAGGGAAAGUAGUUGCAUUUUCAGAAUCUGUCACAGUAAAAGCCAAGAUGGGUUCAGGUGCACCUCCAAGAGCAGCCAGUGGAGUUUCUUCUAAUACCAAUGCACCCCCAAGACGUCCUGCUGGUGGGCCAUCUACAUCCGCCCAAGCAUCGACUGCUGGAGGUCUGGGGCCUUUUGGUGCCAGACAACCAAUGAGAAGUAAUAUUGGAGCAACUCCAAGUUUAGGAGGGGUCAAUAAUAAAAAAUUGAGCUUACCAGCAGUUGCAAAUACAUUAAAGAAACCUAAACCUGUUGGUGGAUCUACCCUUCUUCCAGCGAAAAGAGGUGCCACUUCACCGGCAAAGAGAACUGAAGUAGAUCCUUCUAGAGGUACUCUUGGAAGAAGUCUUCUUAGUAGACCUACACCUGCCAAUUCAAUCCCAAAUGCGUUUGUUGACUCUGGUAUUUCAACAGCAGAAAGGGAAGAAUUAGAAGAAUUGCGUCAUAAGUCACAACAAUGGAAACAAACUGAAGAAAGAUUAUUACAAACUCAAAGACUUAAAGACGAAGAGUAUCAAAAGGCACUCAAUGAAAUUUCCACAUUACAAAAGAUUAAUGAUAAUAUGACGAGAGAACAUAAUACCGCCACGCUUACAGUAAAGCAAAGAGAUACCCAUAUUCUUCGAUUAACAAGUGAUCUAGAAAGUGCCAAGUUAAAGAUUCGAGAUUUGGAACAAACUAUUGAAAUGCUGAAAUUACAACUGCAACUGCAUCAACUGAAUGCACAACAAUUAUACAGAUUACCUAGUCAUUCCACCUUCUCCAACCCUGAAAUAGAGCAUGGGCGAGAAUCUACGUCGCCAUUCCUCAAUCGCCAAUCGUUUCAAGGGAUUGGAAGUGGUGAGAUUGGCAGUAGAAUCACAUCUGGAGAACUUAGCUCACGAGUUAAUCGACUUUCCAUUGAUCCAGAACAUCAUAAUAGUUCUGAAAAUAUUAACCUGGGAAUAACUACCACUAGGUUUAAUACUAGUCCAUACAAGACCACUGAGCACAGUAAUAAUUAUACCUCCCAUUUAAACAAAGAAACAAUGGAUAUUAAUAGUAAUGACGAAAGUUGGAAACGUGCAGCAGAAGUUACAAACCAAUUAAAGGCCCGAAUUGAAAAAAUGAAGGCAAGAUCAAGAUCAAAUUUCUCAUAAAGAAUUUUUGUUAAAAGAGUAGGAGGGAGAUGAUAUAUAUAUAUAUAUAUAUAUAAUUGGAC
Molecule: messenger RNA, 2792 nt
Organism: [Candida] anglica
Lineage: Eukaryota; Fungi; Ascomycota; Pichiomycetes; Serinales; Debaryomycetaceae
Source: the annotation of a GenBank genome assembly